This is a messenger RNA of Necator americanus (New World hookworm), 513 nucleotides long. RefSeq lists its product as uncharacterized. The record is from RefSeq and is a predicted model, not a curated record. Lineage: Eukaryota; Metazoa; Nematoda; Chromadorea; Rhabditida; Ancylostomatidae. The transcript is spliced from 2 exons. Bases 1 to 513 code for a protein of 170 amino acids.
AUGACGGAGGAAGGCAAAGGGUAUCCCAAGGCCAAGAGGAACGUUUCUUGGACACUGGAGCAGAUGAUCCCGCUUAUUCCUAAGUUCUGCCAUCCCCAUGACUUGACAACCGCGUCCCUCCUCAACACUAUGAGUUUCGAACAUGGUGCCUUCGUCGGAUACAGUAGACGAUUUAAUUUGGGGAUGAAGAUACCUGAGUUGCGUUGGCUGCGUGCAGUGCUCGCAACGUUUGCGAACCUCCUACCUAGGAUACAAUGGGUCUACAUCGACAUCAUCACCCACAUCAUCCGCACGCAAAGUGUCGCCGUGAAUCAAACCGACAAUUUAUGGGGCUCACAACGUCAUGUCGGAAUUGUGGUUGGCGGUCUUCCUGCUAUGCGUUUGAUGUCGCAUGGUAUCGGUUACGGCUCUGGUCCAACGAUUGUCGUUGAAACGCAACACAUGUCCGGUUCAGCUUAUUUUGCUUUCCUUGGAAUAGGCGGUAGCGUCUCUGAUCUUCGAUCGGUAACGUAG